This is a messenger RNA of Linum trigynum, 537 nucleotides long. Lineage: Eukaryota; Viridiplantae; Streptophyta; Magnoliopsida; Malpighiales; Linaceae. The record is from the annotation of a GenBank genome assembly.
AUGACUGAUUCCUGGGACUCUGCUUUUGGGGAGAACGAUCCAGAGGCUGUGGUAGUAUCAUAUUUCUCCUUGCCUGCAGAAGAUGGAAUUGAGGCUUCUGUUCCUAGAGACAUAUACCACGUAUAUGACUCAGACGACGCUGAUACUUCUGACGACGAAUACCACGAAGCAAGGUCAAACCUACGAGCCUAUGGGGAGAUGAGGAAAAGGAAGGUUAAGGCGCAGAUUGAUGGCCAUGGGGAGGAGGACGAGCAGCUGGACGAUUUUGAAGAAGAGGAAUCUGAUGAUGAAGAUGAUGCUUUGGCUGAUGAACACGAAGAGAAAGAUCAUGCUGCCUCUCAUGCUAAUGAACGCAAAGAGCAAGAGACUGCUGAUCGGAGGCUAAAUGUUGCCACAAGCGGAGUUGGAGUCUACGUGUCAGAACAUACUGGGAACCAAUACGUUAGACUUAAUGGUGCGAGAGGACGAGCUUUUGGAACCACGCAACCCACUGAGGUCCAGAUGAAUGGAAGUCAACCCCCACCCUCGCAGCCUUAG